AAUGAAGACAUACAGCCCACACACUACAAAGGAAUUACUGAUGCGUUGGUACAGAUCAUGCAGCGGGAAGGAGUGGGUGCGUUAUGGAACGGGACGUUUCCCUCCCUGCUGCUGGUGCUCAAUCCAGCCGUGCAGUUCAUGAUCUACGAGGGUCUGAAGAGGCAGCUCAUGAGGGGCGUCCACAGAGAGCUCUCCUCAGUGGAGGUGUUUCUUAUUGGAGCCAUUGCCAAGGCCGUUGCAAGCACCAUAACCUACCCUCUACAGACAGUUCAAUCCGUUCUACGGUUUGGACAGCAUGGUCAGCCCGCAGAUCAGUCCAAACUCCUGAACAGCCUGAGAGCUGUCAUGUAUCUGCUAAUCAAUAGAGUCGGAAAGUGGGGUGUGCUGGGAUUGUUUAAAGGCCUGGAGGCGAAGCUGCUUCAGACGGUCCUCACUGCCGCACUGAUGUUCUUGCUGUACGAGAAGAUCGCCAACACCACCUUCAGGGUCAUGGGCCUCAGACGCACAAUGACGGCCUGCUGACCUCUCACAGGAGGUUUAUUAGCUCACCGAUGCCAUAGGAACUGAGUAUACCUGUGUUAUGAAAAACAGUCAAUUGAAAAGAUUUUUUUUAUUUAUUUUAUUUUUUUAUAAAUGAUCAAAAUGGACAGGAACACUCAAAAGUUUAGACACACUUGACUCAGUUUAUGU
Sinocyclocheilus grahami is the source of this 690-nucleotide messenger RNA. RefSeq names its product peroxisomal membrane protein PMP34-like. Gene Ontology annotation, cellular component: peroxisomal membrane. NCBI's taxonomy places the organism in Eukaryota, Metazoa, Chordata, Actinopteri, Cypriniformes, Cyprinidae. The transcript is spliced from 5 exons. Gene Ontology annotation, biological process: transport. Gene Ontology annotation, molecular function: NAD transmembrane transporter activity; ATP transmembrane transporter activity; ADP transmembrane transporter activity. The coding region runs from base 58 to 522 and encodes 154 amino acids. The record is from RefSeq and is a predicted model, not a curated record.